This is a messenger RNA of Acanthochromis polyacanthus (spiny chromis), 773 nucleotides long. Its product is annotated as lysozyme C-like. The record is from RefSeq and is a predicted model, not a curated record. Lineage: Eukaryota; Metazoa; Chordata; Actinopteri; Pomacentridae. The transcript is spliced from 4 exons. The coding region runs from base 16 to 513 and encodes 165 amino acids. Gene Ontology annotation, molecular function: lysozyme activity.
CUUAGUUUAAACUGGAUGACGUCCAAGGAAAACAAGGAGGAAAUAAAGGCAGAUGCAGAAACGCUCGGUCCGGCAGAGAUCAUCAUGAGGACUCUGGUGGUUUUGUUCUUGGUGGCUGCAACCAGCGCUGAAGUCCUGGAGCGCUGUUCAUGGGCCCGGACACUGAGGAAUGCUGGGAUGGACGGUUACCGUGGCGUCAGCCUGGCCAACUGGGUUUGUCUGACCUACUGGGAGUCAAGGUACAACACCGGCGCCAUAAACCACAACAAAGAUGGAUCCACCGACUACGGCAUCUUUCAGAUCAACAGUCGCUAUUGGUGCACCGAUGGAACACGUUCAGCCAACGGAUGUAGAAUCCAGUGUAGCGAGCUUCUGACAAAUAACGUCGGCGUCGCGAUCAACUGCGCCAAACGCGUCGUCAGGGAUCCCCAAGGCAUCAAAGCCUGGGUGGCCUGGAAAAAGUACUGUCAGAACCGUGAUGUGAGUUCAUACGUCGCUGGAUGUCGACUUUAACCAACCAAAAGGACGGUGUCAUCAACAUAGUGAAGUUUUCCAUCUUCAGCUGCAGAUAUCUGAGACAUUUCCACUGUUUCUGUGUUGGAGCUGACAGAAGUAGAGCAGAAGUAGAGUUACUGAAAUUAACAGAGUCAAAUAAAGUCUUUACUUUGAGUGUUUUUGCUUUUAAGAGAAUCAAUCAGCGAAGAGAAAUGUGGUGACCUUAGCUUGUAUUUGUUGUCAUAAUGCUUAUGAAUAAAGUGUUCAUUAACUCCGAA